GCUUCAGUCAGCGUCAAACACGCGCAAACAUGAUCUUUAUUCGUAUUCCUGCGGUUUUGUCGCAUCCGUUUUUGCGGUAUUUGCUAACGUAGACGUUUUUUUUACGCCGGGUGUGUUCCUACGGUCGCGUCGUGAAGGUUAUUUUGGCGAAUAGCGGACGUUUUAUUGCGGAUGAUUCAGCUCUGCUGGACUUGUUUCCAUAGAAACGGGUAGUGCUAACGGAUGCUAAGCUGAUUUAUGCACAGCUUUGUGCUUCAUGAAACGACUGGUUAUGAAAGAUUUUUAAUGUUGUGGAAGCGACGUAUCUCAUCUGCGUGGACAUGGUGUGAAAUUACUGCAGGAGACCCCCUGUAGAGAAGAGCCGAUCACACCCCUGAGAAGCGAUGUCUCAGUUCUCCAGCGAGGAUGAGGCAGAGCUCCAGAGCCUGCUGCGAGAGCUCCUAAAAAGCGUCAAAGACAGAAUCUCAGGAGCACCGUCGGUAGAAUGCGCUGAGGAGAUUUUGCUUCACUUGGAGGAGACUGACAAGAACUUUCACAACUAUGAGUUUGUGAAGUAUCUGCGGGCGUAUGUAGAGAGCAGUUUGGGAAGUGUUAUUGAAGACGAGACCGAGAAUUUUACCAGGGGUGAAGGUCAUGCUAUUGGGCCAGGACAGGACACCCUGGUCCACGCUGUUACGAAGAGGACAAGGGAGUCCGCGCAGUAUAAACAGAUGAUGCAGACUCUAAAGCAGACCAUGAUGGUGGUUGUGGAAUCCCUGAUCAACAAAUUCGAGGAAGAUCAGCUAAAGAAAGAGGAAAUGGACAGGAAGAGCCAACAUGAGCAGUCAAGCAGCCAUUAUACCGACAACUGCUCUGACAGCGACUCUUCGUUCAAUCAGAGCUAUGCGUUUAUCAAACACGAACAACUGCAAGUCAUCGCUGAGAAGCUUGACCCCGGCAGACCACGCGAGGUUCGCUUGGAAGCUUUGCAGUCUUUGUGCUAUGCCCCUCCUUCGGAUGUCCUUAGCUGUGAAAGCUGGACCGGUCUGCGCCGAAACCUCUCUGCUGCGCUCACUGACCCUGACCCUGAGCUCAGUGAUAAAGUCCUUCAAUUUUUUGCAAAAACAUUUUCGUCUUCUCCAUUAAAUGUGACUAAGGACAUCUACAGCACCAUAGCGAAAAGCUUGGAGGCUCAUUUCCUCUACCAUAAGUUGAGUUUUCCGAGCGGCUCUACGAGCAUCGAUGCAAACAGACCAGAUAUGUCCCGUCUCCUCAAACAAAUGCGAUUAAUCAAUGACUUUCAGAAGGAAGUGACAACAUUUUGGAUACGACAUCCAGAGAAGUACAUGGAGGAAAUCAUCGAGAACACCCUCUCUCUUCUCGCUCUGCAUUCUGAACAGGGCAUGAGCAGUCCUGGCUCAGAAAAAUCCCUAGAGCCUAUACACUUAAUUUCUCUGCUAGAUAUCAAAGCCACCUGGUUUAAGAAAUGGAUGCAUGGCUACUACAGCAGAACCGUAGUCUUAAGACUUCUUGAGAGGAAGUACAAGUCUUUGAUUGUUAACGCUCUGCAGCAGUGCAUUUAUUACUUUGAUUCCUGUGAUUCGGUUAGAGAAGAAACUCUGGAAAUUAUCCACAGCCUCGAACAUCAGCAGAUUGGCCCUGCUCGGAGAACUCUCUACACUUCUAAAGAGCUGGAGUUUGUUUACUUCGUUCACUCACUGUGCGUGCUCGGGAGGCUUGUGAUGUACACUAAUGGAAGGAAACUUUUUCCCAUUAAAGCGAAGAAGCGGAGAGAUCCGGUGACUUUGACCGACUUGGUUGUGAUUCUGAUCAAUAUCAUGUACCAACACCCAAAACCAUCCUGUGGUGAGACGACACAUGCAGACUCCCUUUCCCCCACUAAUCUUGUGAUGGAGGUGUUAAGGACCCUGUGUGACCGCACUGAGUGUGCCGUGGAGUGUCUCUACCAAAUCCCUGUUAUAGAAACUCUGCUGGCACCUGUUAUCACCCUGCUCAAAGGAAAGCUGCCCAAAUUAAAUUCCCUAGAAAGUGCCUUGACUCACAUAGCAGACACGCUGGCGAGGAUUGCUACCACUGAACGAGGUUUAUCACUCCUGCUUUAUGACAGAAAUCUCGUCUCGGCCGAGGGUGAAAGUAUUUCAGCAGCACAUGUUGUGGUGCAGUUUACCCAGAGACUGCUGGCAAAAGAGCUGCACGUGUUCAGCGAGCUGGAGAUUCCUCCUGCCGUGAGCGGGGCCUUCAUCUUUGUCUGCCGGCAGAUGUACAACACCUGCGAGGGGCUGCAGGUUCUCCGGCCAUACAGCCUGCACGAGUGCAUCGCUAAAGCCUGGAGAACGACAAGCUCUGUGUCGGAGAGAGUUCCCACUCCUGUUCCUGGAGCUCCCCCAGUGAUCACUUCCCAGGAGCUGCAGAGCGUGGUUGCCUGGGAAGAGAUGCUGUUGGACAAUCUGCUGAAUUUUGCUGCCACACCAAAAGGACUGCUGCUCCUCCAACAGACCGGAGCCAUCAAUGAGUGUGUGACCUACAUGUUCUCAAGAUUCACCAAAAAACUACAGGUCAGCAGGUGUGAGAAGUUUGGUUACGGCGUGAUGGUGACCCAGGUGGCUGCCACAGCCCCAGGCAUUGCGGCCUUGCAAAGCUCAGGAUUUGUCCAGACGAUUGUGGUGGAGUUGUGGUCAGCCUUGGAGUGUGGUCGAGAGGAUGUAAGGGUGGUCCAUCCGAAAUCUACUCCAAUGGACCCUAUCGACAGGAGCUGCCUCAAGUCCUUCCUCUCUCUAGUGAAUCUGCUGUCUUCACCUCACGCUGUGUGGGAGCUGCUGGGACAUCGAGCGCUUCCUAACAAGAAUGAGUACAAUCUGAGAGAGAUGGCAACAUCAGUUUUAGACCUGAUGGACCGCCUUAUCAUUAUUAACUCUGACGCGAAGAUUCACUCCCUUUUCAACUACGAGCAAUCCCACACGUUUGGCCUGAGGCUCUUGAGCGUGCUGUGCUGCAACCUGGAUUCUUUUCUCCUGCUGGAGUCUCAGUAUAACCUCUCUGAGUUACUGCUGCAGGGUCAGAGGGACAACGUCACCGAGCCGCCCACAGGUGAAGGGGAAUUCAUCAUUGAUGGAGUGUCCGUGGAAAGAAACCAUAUCCUGAUUCGGAUCGGUACGGUUGGUGGCCCGUCUGAGAGGAGACUUCCUCCCAGAGCCCUGCAGAAAGGGAAUGACCCAUACCCAUGGCCAAUGGUUUCUGCAUACCCCCUGCCUAAAUAUUACAUCCUCGAUGUGCCCAAGACCCCCCGCACUAAACAGGAGUCGGAGAUCAGUGCUUUCUUGGCCUCGUCUAAAGAAACGGAAAGAGAUGCUAGCUGGAUGGAUGACUGCAGGAGGCAGUUCUGCAAGAUCAUGGCUGCAAAGUCAAACACCCUCACCGGAUACGCUCUUGCGGAUUUGUUGGAGAGGGUUGUGCUGCAUCUCUCGUCUUCAUCCACUGACUGCUUCUUUCCACCAGCUGAAUAUAAAGUGGUGGACCACAGUGUAAAGACUCGUAGCCUGUCGUCUGUGGAGCAGUUAGGUGUGGGAAUAUCUCUCAGGUAUGGCAAGUUCCUAAAGCUUUUGAGAGAAGAUUCAGAGCAGGAUCUGUGUCUUCUUCUCAAGCACUGUCAGGAGUUUCUUUCCCAACAACGAGUCAGUGUGACUUCUGAGCUCUCCUGUUUCCAGGGUGGUUAUCCUGGUCACGAUUGGUUUGCCUCCACAGUUUUUCUGCUCAUGCAUGGCGACGUGGGUCGCUCCUUGAGUCUGCUCUUGCGUUUCUCCCGUCUGCUGCCGUCCGCCUUUCUGUGGCCUCCAAGACUGCACAGCUCCGUGCAUCUCCCUAUAGAGAUCGCUCAGUCGGGCAUUCAUCCUAUCUACUCUUGCACCGCUCAUUACGUCGAAAUGUUGCUCAAGGCUGAGGUUCCUCUGGUUUUUUCUGCCUUCAGGAUGUCUGGCUUCACUCCCUCUCAGAUCUGUAUUCAGUGGCUCGGCCAGUGCUUCUGGAACUACCUGGACUGGCCUGAGAUCUGUCACUAUGUAGCCACGUGCGUCAUCAUGGGACCAGACUAUCAGGUCUAUACGUGCAUCUCUGCCCUCCGUCACCUUCAGCAGGAUAUCCUGCAGCACACUCAGACGCAGGACCUGCAGGUCUUUCUUAAGGAGGAACCAAUCCACGGCUUCAGAGUGAGUAAUUACCUGGAGUACAUGGAGGGGCUGGAGCGCAACUACAGAUCCAUGGUGCUCUCGGACAUGAGGAGCAUCUUACCAAGGAGCAGCUAGAAGGAAAUAGGCAGCCGAAGAUCAGCAGGGACCGAAAGUGCUUGUGGUACAGAAUAAAACUGAAAACGCUGCAAUGAUUUUCUAACACAACAUUCUCGAUAUGUGAAGAGGACACUGUUUUAUCAAACACCGUGUGAAUAUAUCCCAUUUGCUUUCAGUGUCUGAUUUGUUGGGAUUCCUACACUAAAGUAUUCUCACUCAGGGAAUCAUAAAUAUAAGAACACAAACUCUUCAAAGCCAUAUUGCCACUCAGCGGGAUAUAUAAAGCGUAGUAAAUAAAUAAGGGCAGUAAACUGGUCCAAAGUGAUGUGCUUUUUAAAAACCUUUCCACAUAAGCAUUAAUUCUGGGAUAUAUAUAUACAUACACACACUGGACUCAUAAAGUAUUGAAUUAAAUUAUUCUUUUCCUUGAUCAAUCCUGACAGCAUACAGUAUAUAAUAUUGUAUCUUAAUAAUAUAGUCCUGCUUUUGUCGAUUCAUAGUUGCUUGUCAUUAAUGAUGUUGGACUAUUGUGCCAGCUCUAUUAACAUUGCUAAAUCUUUAGGAUGUACAUUCCGAAAUAAGACCAGUAAUGUCAAAAAAAGUGUUUUUUUUACUUUUACCCAAGAAGGGCUCAUAAUAUUGUGUGCAAGAUGUGCUUCACACAUUGAUUCAGUAGAUAAUGCGCGGUUUUUGCCCAAUAUUUUGAUAAUGCUGACCUCAUACACAAGUUGUUUUCCAAGUCUCAGCCCGUUAUGUGACAUCAGUAAAAUAUGAAAAAUUCAAAGCUUUUGAUGCUUGAUUGCCGUCUUAAUGGACAAUCAAACGUGAAGUGUGUGUAAUCUAACAUGUCAACACUUUACAAUGACUCACAGGCCAUUGACGCAGUCUUGUUGUGUAGUGCGUGCUGGAUUUUUUAAAAAAUCUAUAUAUUAACAUCUGCAGUCUCUUAUUCCCAUCCUAAGGAAGCUGUAUAGAGAGGCGGUAUCAUGUUGACAGGCCGUCAUUAGCACAUAGAUGCAAUCUCUCACCCUCGCCAUCUGUAACUCACACAGUGAAUAAUGAAUUAGAUCAUUAGAGAGGUGUCUUUCUCCUUCACAACAACUGCUAAAUAUUGCAUACUGUUUACUCAGUAGGAGGCAGAAGCAGUUAUAUUUUUAAGCUGUAAAGUUCCCUCAGAGUGCAUAUUUUUUACUUACUUUCUCCAUCGCAUUAAAAAAUUAAAAAAAGGAUCACCUGUAAACUUAAGUGUAUAUGCUCAGGUAAUUAAAAAAAAAAAAUCUGUCGUGCACCAUCAGUUGUGUGUAAUCAUAACGAGCUGUACGCAUUAAUCAGGUUAAUGACUUAAUGACUGAUUGUUGGCCAACAGUCAUUUGGAAAGCCGUGUGUGUCUUGUGUUGGCUCCUUGUAAACUGACAAUACAAGGGUUUUUGUGACGUGGAUGUUGAUGAUGUAUCUGCAGACCAAAAUGGUAGGAUAAUUAGAAAAGUCUAAUUAUGGGUAAUUAAACUGAUUAACUGAUAAUUAGGACCUAUCUGUCUCUGCAUUAGGCUUGAGGAGUUGCAUUAGCUUGAUUUUCUCUGGUAAAUAUGCUUUAUUAUUCUCCUUCACAUUAAUUAUCCCCCUUAUGACUGCUAAAUUCCAGUUUCUGAAGACGUACUUGAUGAAUGGGGAAAAAGUCAUUCCAAAGUGAGCACUACUGUCGCUGGCUUACUCUGAAAAGCACUUGAAACAAGUAAUAUGAAGCGUGCAGGGCAUUGGGGGCUGUUUACGCCAAGGACGAUAACUAAAGUUUUAAUAUUUGUUCUAAUUCUGUAAUAAUAAUCCACGCCACAGAUACUGACAAAGAAAAGCUACAUCAUUGGAAUCAGUUUCAGACUGAACAAUAAAACUGAAUCCACUCAGCUCAAGUAUUUAAGGAGGCCAAGCCUCAUUAGAGACUUGCUAUGGACUGCGACAUGUAAGCCGUCCGCCAUAUUGUAGCGGUAUGAUUUGACGUCAUUCGCCAUAGUAAUCAAUGAAUAUUCAAAAGAUGCCACAAUUCUGCAUACAACAGCUCUGUGUGAAUCAAAAGUACGGUGAAUGACAUCACAUACACCGUUCCAACAUGGCGGCCGCAUCUAUGUGCCUGGAGAGGUCCAAUGAGGCAUCUGUAUAUGUCUGUGUGGCAGACAACAUAAUGUUACUAUGCUUUAGCAUUGAUACGAACAAUGAACUAUAAAGGCCCAUUCACACUAUGGACGAUAACUAUAAAGAUACAGUUGAAAAAAUCGAGUCCAUACCACUGCUGCAAUGAUAAAGACAAAGAGAAACGAUAUAGUUGGAAACAUAUUAGAAUAAUUUUUUUUAUUAGAUGAACGAUAAAAACAUUGACGCGCCAGACAGAGUGGGAAUAAACACAAUAUUAUUCGCUGGUGUAUCAUUGUCUUUAUAGUCGUCAUUCUUGGUGUGAACGGAUUUAAAGAUAACGACAUUGUUCUGAAAAUCAUUCUCAAAAUUUAAGAAUAGCGGAGUCCACAUCUCGUUAUAACAGGAUGGAGCCUGAUUGGCUGUCAGUGUUUGAAUCAUUCAUCAGCUGGAAAAAAAUCUGUUCUCAAAAUGAUUCCAACGAUAUAGUUUCUCUGUGCCUUUAUCAUUAUAGCUUUGGUGUGGACUCUGCUAUUCUUUAAUAUUGAGAAUGAUUUUUAGAAAUACAUCUUUAUUAUAUUUAUAUCUAUCAUGCUUGGUGUAAAUGGGCCUUAAGACUUAAAUAACUUGUAUAUACUGACUGUUUAUAUUACAACAUAUAGUUAAUCCUUAAAUGCAUACUUCGAGUCUUUAGUGACUCGGAAACAUCACUUUCUACCCUCUCCCGCCUUCAUUUUUUUAAAGUUAGACGUGAGUUUUCUUAGUAGUCCUCAAUCAAUUCAUUCUAAACAACAGAACUAGAAAAAACAUGUAAAUUAUAAAAAAAAGCUUGUUUUCUGAUGUUGUUUGUUUUGUAAAAAAAAUUGUAUAGGGUCACUAGAGGUAUGUAAGGUAUGUAAAUGUGUUUUAUAUGCCAUGAUGUUUUUCUAACAAUUACUGCAGGCAUCAAACAAACUAAUAUCAUUGAACUGGUCUGAAUGGCUUUGCUGCAGAGCAAUUACUAUGCACAAUGAAAAAUAAAUGUCAUUGCCAUUUGAUUCUGGAAAUGGUGAAUAAGCUGCUAGAUAUCAAAAUAUGAAUUUAUAUAAUAGGAAUAUCAAAAUAAAGUCAUGGUUGAGAUAUGAGACAGAUGAUGCAUGUGCAGGUACGCUUUGACGAUGAUAGCAAUGGUAAAAUCUGCUCAAAUCGAACCCUUUUAAGUUUUAAAGGUAACGAAAUAUGCUUUAUUUUAUUCUUCUGUAAUUGUUCUUAAAAUAUCAUGAGUUUUAUGCAGUAGUUAGAAAUUCAUUCAUGCUGGAUAUAUAGGUCUGGGUGGUUAAAGACGGCAAUAUGUAAUAAUGAUCGUCGAAACAUUCAUGCAUUUAAGGGUUAAAGAUGCAGUUUUGUCUGUAAUAUUUAAUAAAAAUCAAUGUUAAUCAUA
Puntigrus tetrazona (Sumatra barb) is the source of this 7824-nucleotide messenger RNA. It is a transcript of the gene tbc1d32, whose product is annotated as TBC1 domain family, member 32. Gene Ontology annotation, biological process: non-motile cilium assembly. The transcript has 34 exons. NCBI's taxonomy places the organism in Eukaryota, Metazoa, Chordata, Actinopteri, Cypriniformes, Cyprinidae. The record is from RefSeq and is a predicted model, not a curated record. Bases 384 to 4298 code for a protein of 1304 amino acids.